GGCACUGAUCUUAACAGAGCUGCUCGUGUCGUCUUUCAGAGUAACUCACUAACUCACUCACUCAGUACGCGAAGAAACAGCCGUCCGUUCGGUUCAACUGUAUUCAUUGGUAAAACAAAAAAAAAAAAAAAGAAAAACACAUACAAAAGUAAUGUCGUUCAACAAAUAACAAGUGGACACAAUGGUGAUAAGAUAAAACUUAAGAAAAAAAAAAACAAAAAUCAUAACGAGUGACAUCAAUUUUGGAUGGCUUGCAAAAGGAAACGUAAAAAGUUGAAGCAUCGUCGGCAAAGUGUACAAAUAUAUUUACAAACGAAUUAAUUAUUAAUUAACAAACGAGUCUAUUAUUUAAAAAUUAUUAAAUAAAUAAUAAUAAUAAUCGAUAAAAAAAAGAAAAGAAAAGAACAGAAAAAAAAAGGAAAUGAAAACAAAACAAAUGUCAUCAAAAAUGACGUAGCAGCAUCAGAGUAGAGGGAGAAGGACAUAAAAAAAUUGUGCGUGUGAUUUUUUCGUCAAUCGAAUUUCACUUUCUUCCCCUCCACCUUCGUCUCAUUUUCGAGCUAGAAUUUGAACAAUUUCUUCGAUGUUUUUUUCUACUGCUGCUGCCGAAUAAAAACAAUAAAAAAAACAAACGCAAUGCGGUAGCAUUCGAAGAAUGCAUGAAUUUUAAGUUAGUCGUCCUGUCGCAUUAUCUUUCGUUUUAUCUUUCGUUUGUUGAGCGCGUAGGCGUAUCAGGGGUGGUGGUGGUGGUGGUGGUGGUGGUGAGGGGUUGUCGUAGCGGAGGUGGAGGGGGAAACGGGGUUUUUUUGUGCCUUUUUUUUUUUUUUCUUUCUUUCUCUUCAAUUGUGCUACGACGAGAGGAAAAGAUCGAAGCCUCGUCGAUUACGUUGGCGAUGAUCGGAUACAAUCAGCACAAUUCGGGCUACAACAAGCUGUUCACUCAGGGCUCGGCGGAUUCAAACUACUCACAGCCGAGCUCGGAUCUCUCGCUGGACGAGGAGAAAGAAAACAUAAGACGUGAAAAAGAGAGGCAGGCCCUUAAUCAACUUGAAAAAGCUAGGACUAAACCGGUUGCAUUCGCAGUGCGGACAAAUGUUAGCUAUGACGGAUCCGCUGACGAUGAUUCACCUGUUCAUGGUUCUGCCGUUAGCUUUGAGGUCCGGGAAUUUUUACACAUUAAGGAAAAAUAUGACAACAACUGGUGGAUCGGGAGACUGGUGAAAGAAAAUUGUGACGUGGGUUUUAUACCAUCCCCGGUGAAAUUAGAGGCACUGAGAUUGCAGGCUAGCGCAGCACGUGGUACUAAAGGUCUCUAUUCAGCACGAGGAGGAGGGUCUUCAGGGAACCUUGGCGAGAGUGGUAUGCCUUCACGUGGUUCCACGCCACCUACACCAGGUGACGACAACGACAGCGUUGGUAACGUGAGACCAGGAAAAGCAACAUUGACCACACCGCCUGCCAAAGAAAAACGAAAGAAUUUCUUCAAGAAACCGGAGACCACAACACCAUACGACGUUGUACCUUCGAUGAGGCCUGUUGUCCUAGUUGGACCUUCUCUAAAGGGCUACCAAGUUACCGACAUGAUGCAAAAAGCACUAUUCGAUUUUUUGAAACACAGAUUCGAAGGAAGGAUUAUUAUAACAAGGGUGAUGGCUGAUAUCUCGUUAGCAAAGAGAUCAUUAUUGAACAAUCCUACAAAAAGAGCGAUCAUGGAAAGAUCUGGAAGUAGAAGUAGUUGUUUGGCGGAAGUUCAAACCGAAAUCGAGAGGAUUUUCGAACUGGCCAGGACACUUCAGUUGGUAGUACUGGAUUGCGACACGAUAAAUCACCCAUCGCAAUUGGCUAAAACGAGUUUGGCGCCAACGAUCGUUUAUUUGAAAAUUUCAUCGCCAAAAGUAUUACAAAGGUUGAUCAAGACCCGUGGCAAAUCGCAAAUAAGGCAUUUAAAUGUUCAAAUGGUAGCGGCUGAAAAAUUAGCCCAAUGUCCGCCAGAAAUGUUCGACGUAAUAUUAGAUGAAAAUCAAUUGGAAGAUGCCUGCGAACACGUUGCCGAAUAUCUCGAAGCUUAUUGGAGAGCCACCCAUCCUCCUGUUGUUGCUGCAGUACCACGUGCAAUGCCAGCACCUGAUGCACCUGUUGAUGCGUUAACUCCUCGAGUUACACCAGGUGCCCAUCACGAGAGUUACUACGGCCACGAGCCAAGAGGUUCAGGAUCGUAUAGUGGAAGCGGACACAUGAGUGGUGGUGGCACGAGAAGAUCCCGUUUGGAAAGGAUGGAUCGUGAUCGAAUGGAUCGUAGUGAUCAUGAUUACGGUACCGAAGAGGAAUCAUACGUAACUGAUUAUGGCAAUGCAUCGAGACGUCGCCAACAGCAAGACUCGCGUGCACUUAACGCCAUUUAGGAGCUGGGGCCCCGGGGCCUGUCGCUACAGCGCUGUCCCUACCUGCGCACCACCGCCCUUUAAUUGUGUGUGGGGGUCGCUAAUGGAAAUACAACAGAACAAACAAAAAAUUAAUAUAAAACAAGGAAAAAGAAAAACACACACACACACA
Messenger RNA from Polistes canadensis, 2553 nucleotides. It is a transcript of the gene Ca-beta, whose product is annotated as voltage-dependent L-type calcium channel subunit beta-2. Gene Ontology annotation, cellular component: voltage-gated calcium channel complex. Gene Ontology annotation, molecular function: protein binding; high voltage-gated calcium channel activity. Bases 660 to 2402 code for a protein of 580 amino acids. NCBI's taxonomy places the organism in Eukaryota, Metazoa, Arthropoda, Insecta, Hymenoptera, Vespidae. The record is from RefSeq and is a predicted model, not a curated record. The transcript has 11 exons. Gene Ontology annotation, biological process: chemical synaptic transmission; neuromuscular junction development; regulation of voltage-gated calcium channel activity.